Messenger RNA from Echinostoma caproni, 312 nucleotides. Lineage: Eukaryota; Metazoa; Platyhelminthes; Trematoda; Plagiorchiida; Echinostomatidae. The record is from the annotation of a GenBank genome assembly.
AUGAGCUAUUCGUUCCACGAGGAACGACGUUGUGUGGUACUUGACGGGUACGGGAUUGCCGCCAGGGUUCCGUGUGACCAUAUGGCUUUGCCGUUUUGUGAGAUCACAGUCGAUUGGAGCGGAUUGUUGGACAAGCGACCAAACUACACAGAUACCAGUCCAUUGUGGACUAGUAACAAGGUUGCAUCAAACUCACGGACAAAUCCCUGGCAGGAGGUUGAACCUGUCAUCACUUCACCCCCAGAGCCAACAGAAGCACCACCCUUUGGAGAGGGAGAUGAGAAUGAUGAGGACGAUGAAGAUGCCUAUUAA